Messenger RNA from Tilletiaria anomala UBC 951, 2360 nucleotides. Its product is annotated as DUF300-domain-containing protein. Lineage: Eukaryota; Fungi; Basidiomycota; Exobasidiomycetes; Georgefischeriales; Tilletiariaceae. Gene Ontology annotation, molecular function: transporter activity. The annotation marks the transcript as partial. Gene Ontology annotation, biological process: transport. The record is from RefSeq and is a predicted model, not a curated record. The transcript has 7 exons.
CGCAGAUUGGUUGGAUGGAGUACACUUGCUCAAGUCGCACGUACCACUGCAGAAGAGACUGCAGUAAUAACGAGAUCAUGGUCUGAUCAGCUCGCCAGCUUCCCCCUUAACUCCGACAACUUGAAAGUAGCGUCGCUCCGUGCGACGGAGCAUUAAUCACGCGACUGACACGAGCACUACUUCUGCUGUGCCUGCUCGCCUCGAGUCCUAUCAGCAGCGCGAUGCGCUUUGCCAUGCUGCUAUCUCUGGCAGGCACACAUCUUCCAAACGGACGCGUAAUAGUUCUUCCAAAGAGACGCGGCAAUGACGGGGUCGACUUGCCGGCCGGCGCAGGGACGGGCCGCUCAUUACCUGCCGGCAUUUUGGUCGCCUGUUCGCUUGCUGCAGCCUUUGCAACGUGCUUCUCGGCAUACCUGAUAUGGAAGCAGCUCAAGAAUUAUCGCAAGCCGAUUUUACAGCGCUAUGUCGUCCGCUUACUCGUCAUGGUUCCCAUCUACUCGAUUGCUUCUUGCAUAUCGCUCUUCUCACUAGAUGCGGCGUUUGCGAUUGACCUAGUGCGCGAUCUGUACGAAGCAUUCGUCAUCUACUGCUUCUUCAACCUGCUUGUCGAGUACCUCGGCGGAGAGCGCUCGCUGAUCAUCUUGCUGCACGGGCGGCAGCCGACGCCACAUCUGUGGCCGAUCAAUUACUUUCUGCAAGAAAUGGAUGCCAGCGAUCCGUUCACGUUUUUGGCGCUCAAGAGGGGUGUGCUGCAGUAUGUCCAGAUCAAGCCUGUUCUCGCCGUUAUCACGGUGCUGUGCAAAGCGCUCGACGUAUAUGACGACGGCAAGCUUGCCAUCAACAAUGGUUACACCUGGGUGUCGUUCAUGUACAACAUCUCUGUCUUCUUGUCACUCUAUUGCCUGGGAAUGUUUUGGGCGUGCCUGUCGGAAGACCUUCAAGCGUUCAGAGUCACUUGGAAAUUCAUCUGCAUCAAGGGGGUCAUCUUUUUCUCUUUCUGGCAAGGACUCGGCAUCUCCAUCCUUGUCGCCAUUGGCCUAAUCAAACAGAUCGGUCCGGUCGCCGACCCUGAGUACAUCUCGCUCGCUGUGCAAGACAUGCUCAUCUGCUUUGAGAUGCCCAUCUUUGCACUGAUGCAUGCCUUCGCCUUCAGCCACAAGGAUUACCUCGAACUAUUUGCUCACCAUGCUGCCAGGCUGCCCGUCUUUUACGCCGCCAGAGAUUCAGUGGGAAUGUUCGAUGUCUGGACAGACAGCUUGACCACUAUCCGUGGGACUGGGUAUGGCUACCAGACAUUCGAGCCUAGCGAGGGUGUGGUCCACGCAGAGCUAGGGCGUCAGAGAAGGUACAAGGCUGGCUUGCGAUACGCAAACGGGGGCAAAUCGAAAUACUGGCUGCCGCUGCGGAGAAGUGGGGAUCCUGCCGAGAUACCCGGUGAGCGACAUCGCUCACCCGUGACGCGUUUCCGGAGGUACCUCAAUCAAAAGCGCAUGGAGCGAGAGGGGUAUGCGCCUUUGCUUCCUGAAGAAGCAGCAGAGGCGGUCCAUCCUGAUCCAGGAGACGAGGAUGGGGAACAACGCGGAGUAGGCUACGGUUCGCACGGCUCUGCCGCAGGCGUGCAAUCAACAUUCGAGUACGUCGAUACCGUCCUUCUUCCGGAGCCCGACGAUGAUUCGCCGGCUUGCUUAGAGUUCGAGGAUCCAGACGAGGACGAGGAGAAGCUAUACGAAAAGAGCCGCAACUUGCUGCGCGGCGGCAUCGGCGACUGGGGCUUCCCAACUGUGGAGCCGCGCAGGGAUCAGAAGCGCCGGGACGGUAUCGAGGUGCACAGAGAGGAGAAGAGACGCAGGCUCGAGAGCCAGAAACGUCGGUCGGAGUGGCGCAGGGCUCAAGAGGCGGAGGCUUAUGCUUCCUUCGGUAGCGACGAUGAGGCAAAUGCCGCCAGCCCUUCCAGCGGUCCCGGCGCAGUUGGCACAAUGAAGGCCACAACGCCGACGGUGAAGAAAAAGCGCUGGUCUCGCUCAAGGUUUGCAGCGUACGCGGACAGUGAUGUGGAGGCGGGGGAUGCGAUAUGCAAGCACAAUUCUGGUUCAGAACCGAACGGUGCAGGCAAAGGCAAAGCGACGUCAUCAUCCGAUACCGCCAUAACGCCGCGUGAAUCUGUAGCUCAGCCACGACCCAGAAAUGACUCGAUCAAGGGCGGGUCGGCUUCAGCUCCCAGAAUAGGUGGCGCGGUAGACCUUUUCGUCGAGGAUCGCGAGGCGGAAGAGCGCGAGCGCAUACGCGAGCGCAGGAGGGGCGACCCGGCGCUGCGUGCCAUGAAACGCAAGCGCAUCUUCCGCAAGCAGUGGAAUCCUACG